UAAUUUAUUAAGUUAUAUAAUAAUAUAUUACUUAAAACAUGAAAUUCGCUGUUAUAUUGUCAUUGAUUUGUGUCUGUUUUGCGGCACAAAACAAGAGUGCCUCACAAUAUGCGGCAGAACUUGGUUUCAAGACAUUUGAACACGAAUUCAAUAGUUUCAAGAUAAAUCACAGCAAACAGUACUCGACCGCCGAAGAGGAAGAGCAGAGAAAAGUGAAUUUUUUGCAAACAUUGCAAAGGAUUGAAAAACACAAUGAGUUGUUUAAAAGGGGUCUCGAGUCCUAUGAAAAGGGUGUCAAUCAGUUCGCAGAUUUGACUAACGCCGAGUACCAGUCCAUAUUUGUAAUGCCCGACCCAUCAGUGCAAAAACCAGCGCUGGCCGAGCCAUACAUCGCCGACCCCGAGUCCCUCUCAUUGGCGCCGCAAAGUUUUGAUUGGAGACAAUCGGGAAAAGUGACUUCAGUUAAGAACCAAGGUGGUUGCGGAUCGUGCUGGGCGUUCAGCGUAUUGGCUACCCUAGAGUCGGCAUUCCUGAUCAAACACAACCAAAACCUGGACCUAUCGGAGGAGCAACUCGUCGACUGCACAAACAGCCGGUGCGGCGGCCAAACAGUGGACAGCGCUUUCAAGUACGUUCAGGCGCACGGAGUCGAGUCCGAGGGUCAGUACCCGUACAGCGCCGGCUCCGGGCAUUACAACAACUGCGGUGACCAGCCAUCGGCCCCACACACUCAUAUUCAGGGCUAUCGCGGUUUGGGUCACGCCGUGGGUCCCAAUUUGGCCACCGAUCAGGAGAUAAUGGCCGCCAUUCAGGCCAACGGUCCCGUCUCUAUCACGUUCAACGCCGCGGGCAAUGACUUCCGUGACUAUAAGUCCGGUGUAUUGGCCAGUAAUGACAUGGGAUGGACAGCCGCUCACGCCGUGAUCAUCACCGGUUGGGGUACUGAAGGCGGUCGCGAUUAUUGGGUCAUUAAGAAUAGUUGGGGCGCCGGUUGGGGCGCUCAGGGUUAUAUCAAAUUGGCCCGUGUAAUAGCCGAUGCCAGCCCUGUGACUGAGCAAGCAAAGUUUACAGGUAAAAUAUGGGUAGUGUUAGCCGGUUGUAAUGAAGGUUGGGACAAUUAUUCAAUUAAGGCAAACGUAUACCGGGCUUAUCAAAUGAUUCGCGGGAACGGUAUUCCCGAGGAAAACAUAAUAGUUAUGCAACCGGACGAUAUCGCCAACAAUAAGCUCAACCCAACACCCGGUAAAGUGAAAAGUGAAUUCACCGGCAGUGAUGUCUACCACGGAGUGCCCAAACACUAUACCGGUGCCGAUGUUUCUGUUGAAAACUUUUUGGGUGUACUUAAAGGGGACCCGAAAUUAGCUGCGCGUGGAAAGCGAGUGGUGAACAGUGGACCCAAUGAUCAUAUAUUUGUCUAUACUAUUGGUCAUGGAGAUGAUAGU
Messenger RNA from Medioppia subpectinata, 1442 nucleotides. The record is from the annotation of a GenBank genome assembly. NCBI's taxonomy places the organism in Eukaryota, Metazoa, Arthropoda, Arachnida, Sarcoptiformes, Oppiidae.